GUAUAUAAACGAGAGGUCCUUAGAUUUACAUCAUUCGAGAUCGUACUUUGUCUUAAUUCAUACGAAUUUGUGAAUUUAAAAAUCAAUAUGGCUAAAUUCUUGAUUGUCGCACUGGCAUUAGUAGCCGCAGUAUCUGCACGACCAGGCUACGGCGGUGGUAUCGGGGGCAGCAGCGGUGGUUAUGGCGGCGCUAGCAUCGGCCUCGGUGGUCAUUCUGGCCUCGAGGGCGGUGUGGGUGGACAUGGCCAUAGCGGUUUUGGCGGCCAAGGGGUCGGCGGUGGCUUCGGAGGCGGACAUGGCGGAGGUCUCCAUGGACAAUCCAGUUACGGUGUCGACAGCGGCUUUGGCAGCGGAAUAGGUGGUCACGCUGGGGGUCUCGGUAGCGGAAUAGGUGGCCACUCCGGGGGUCUCGGUGGAGGAAUUGGCGGUGGCCACGCUGGAGGAUUUGGCGGUGGCCACGCUGGAGGUCUUGGAGGUGGAAUAAAGGGUGGCCACGCCGGCGGCAUCGGUAGCGGAAUUGGAGGAGGCGUUAACGGAGGUUUCGGUGUUCAUGGUGGAUUAGGUGGUUACGGUGGCAGCGAAUACGGUCACGGACACGGCCAUUAAGAGUUAUUUUAAUAUUGUUGUGUACUAAUGUUUUUGUACUACGUCUCUAACCUGUGAUUAACAAUAAAUUUUUUAUAAGGAAAUG
This is a messenger RNA of Papilio polytes (common Mormon), 691 nucleotides long. RefSeq names its product glycine-rich cell wall structural protein-like. The record is from RefSeq and is a predicted model, not a curated record. Bases 88 to 606 code for a protein of 172 amino acids. The transcript is spliced from 3 exons. Lineage: Eukaryota; Metazoa; Arthropoda; Insecta; Lepidoptera; Papilionidae.